Phragmites australis (common reed) is the source of this 2988-nucleotide messenger RNA. RefSeq lists its product as uncharacterized. Lineage: Eukaryota; Viridiplantae; Streptophyta; Magnoliopsida; Poales; Poaceae. The coding region runs from base 1 to 2988 and encodes 995 amino acids. The record is from RefSeq and is a predicted model, not a curated record. The transcript is spliced from 7 exons. Gene Ontology annotation, molecular function: protein dimerization activity.
AUGGCCGGCGCCAGCGGCGGAGGCGGCGCGGAGGCCAGCAGCUUUGGUGGCGCGGGCGCCAGCGACGGGCACAGCGGCGACGGCGCGGGCAUCGGCGGCGGCGGCACGGGUAGGGCAGUGGCGAGCGCGAGCCUGGGCGCAGGUGCUGAGGGCUCUGUCUCCAUUGAGGGGAUUAUGAAGUCAUCUGGGCAGUCUAUUAAGAGAAAGACAAUUGAUUUGAAAACUCUGUGGAGUAAAGCUGCAAAGUCAAAAAAGACAUCAGCUGAAAUCAAUUCAUCUUCUCCUUCCAUUCAAUUGCCUGUGCCUGACAAUGAGAUUGAGAUUGCUGCUAGCACGGAACCUGAUCUCCCAGUUCCAUUGUCCACAAUCAUUGAAAAUGAUGACAAUGAUGAUGCAGUUCAUGAAGAGGCUAAAGAGAAUGAAGCGGGUCAAGUGGAUGACAGUGAUGAUGGAUUUUAUGAUGUUGACUUGCUUCCGCGUGAUCCUGGGAAGAGGAUUCCAAUUGCAGAUUAUGAUAUCAAUGAUCAAGAUAGGGAUAAUAGUUGUGCUGGUGGAGAUGCUUUUGUGAAUGGGGGAUUUAAAAAUUGGAACCAUAAAGAGGCAUUUAAGAAACAUGUUGGUGAUAUUAAUAGUGCUCACAAUCAAGCUCAAGAGAAAUACGAUUUAUUUGUGAAACCUAAAACAUCAAUUGAGCAGUCAUUUGCUUCGACAACCAAACAGUACAAGGUUCUUUACAUAGCCCGCUUGACAUGGUCACUUAGGUGCAUAAGGUUUCUCUUGAGACAAGGGUUGGCUUUUCGUGGGCAUGAUGAAAGUGAAGAUUCUAAAAAUAAAGGAAAUUUCCUUGAGCUUUUAAAUUUUCUAGCAAAUAAUUUUCAAGAAGUUAACAAGGUGGUUCUAAAGAAUGCUCCGAAAAAAAAUAAAAUGAUAGACCAUAAGAUACAAAAGGAUCUCAUAAGCUCUUGUGCCAAGGAAACUACUAAGCUUAUUAUGGAGGAUCUUGGUAAUGAAUAUUUUUUGAUACUUGCUGAUGAAUCUAGUGAUGUGUCCCUAAAUGAACAAUUGGCUUUUUUCUUGCGUUAUGUUGAUAAAAAGGGAAAGCCAGUUGAGAGAUUUCUUGGUGUUGUCAAUGUUGAAGACACUACAUCUUUAACACUAAAAACUGCAAUUAGAAAUUUGCUUAUGGAUCAUCAGUUGAGCUUUUCGAUGGUCCGUGGGCAAGGAUAUGAUGGAGCUAGUAACAUGAAGGGUCACAUUAAUGGUUUGAAGAAACUUAUUAUGGAUGAGUCUCCUUCUGCUUAUUAUAUUCAGUGCUUUGCUCAUCAACUUCAAUUAACUCUUGUUGCUGUUGCUAAGGAGAGUGGUGAUUGUCAAUGGUUUUUUCAACAACUUUUAUAUUUAUUAAAUGUUCUUGGGAAUUCUUGUAAGAAGAUAAGAAUGCUUCGAGUGGCUCAAGCCGAGUCUAUCAUUGAAUCAUUGGAAUUGGGUGAACUUGAAACCGGUCAGGGUUUGAAUCAAGAGAUGGGAUUGGGAAGGCCAGGUGAUACAAGGUGGGGAUCUCACUAUAAAACUAUAUUGCAUAUUAUUGCUUUGUACCAACCAAUUCAGAAUGUUCUCAUCAAGAUUGGGGAAGACUAUAGUGGGACGGAGGCUAUAUCGGCUCAAACUAUGUUGACAUCAUUUGAGUCAUUUGAGUUUGUUUUCAUGUUGCAUUUGAUGGAAGAAAUAUUUGGGUACACAGAUGACUUAUGCAAUGCUUUGCAAAAGAGGGAACAAGAUAUUGUUAAUGCUAUUUCUCUUGUUUAUACCACAAAGGAACAAUUGCAGUUAUUGCGGGAAGAUGGUGGAUGGGAUACUUUCUUUCAAGGUGUCAUUUCUUUUUGUGUGAAGCAUAAGAUCAAAAUUGCUGAUAUGGAUGGUCGCUACAAGCCGGUUGGAAGAUCUGCAAGGUUCUAUGGUAAAGUUACAAAUAAACACCGCUUUCAUGUUCAUAUGUUUUUGGGUGUCAUUGAUAGACAACUUCGAGAGCUUAAUGACCGGUUUGAUGAGGUGAACACAAAAUUACUUAUUUGCAUGGCAUCAUUCAAUCCUAUUGAUUCAUUUGCUGCAUUUGAUAAGGAGAAUUUGGUUAAGCUUGCUCAAUUUUAUCCUAAGGAUUUCACAAAGGAUGAAAUGUUGAAACUUCCCAAUCAACUAAGAAAUUAUAUCGCAGAUGUGCGAAGGGAUGAGAGGUUUAAAGAUGUGAAAAAUCUUGCCGAUCUUUCUAUUAAGCUUGUUGAAACAAAGAAGAGCGGCACUUUCGAAGUUGUUUACAAGCUUAUCAAAUUGGUGCUAAUUCUUCCUGUAGCGACAGCUAGUGUUGAGAGGGUGUUCUCUUCAAUGACUUAUGUGAAGAAUAAGCUAAGGAAUAAAAUGAGGAGUCAAUACAUGAAUGAUUGUUUGGUCACUUUUAUUGAGCGGGACUUCUUUUUGCAAGUUGAGGAUGAUGCCAUCAUAGCUGCAUUUCAAAAGAUGAAGAACCGUUGUGAUCACUUUGGUAUUGAGCUUGGUAGAAACGUCAAGGCAUAUGUUGAUGAUGUGAUCAUCAAGAGUAGGACCAGGAAUGACCUGGUCGCGGACCUCCAAGAAAUGUUCAACAACCUUCAAAAGUAUCGCAUGAAGCUGAACCAGGAGAAGUGCACGUUUGGAGUCCCAUUAGGAAAAUUGCUCGGGUUCCUCGUAUUUAGUCGAGGAAUAGAUGCAAACCCCAACAAGAUUAGGGCCAUCGACCAGAUAAGAUACCUAACCAGAGCCACUGCUGAGACUCUAUUCUUUCUGGUCUACAACGCUGAAGCAAUGCUCCCCUUCGAGAUCGCCCUCCAGUCUCCUCGAGUGGCCAACUACUCGAAUGACGACCAGGUGGCUCUACGAGAGGAUAACGAUUUCUCGGAUGAGAGCGGUAUCCCGAUAGAUUGUGAGUGUUUUUGGUUCAAGAGCUCGACCGCCUGA